This is a messenger RNA of Tetrahymena thermophila SB210, 3549 nucleotides long. RefSeq lists its product as hypothetical. NCBI's taxonomy places the organism in Eukaryota, Ciliophora, Oligohymenophorea, Hymenostomatida, Tetrahymenidae. The transcript has 5 exons. The record is from RefSeq and is a predicted model, not a curated record.
AUUUACAAAGAAACAUUGGAAUGUUUGUAAACUAAUAAAAAAUUUUCAUUCAAUUCGAUUUUCUAAAAUAUAAAAGAUAGAAAUUUUGUAAAUAUAAGAUUAGGACACAACUAGAAAAUGAAAAAAAGUUUAUCAAAAUAAUAAUUAAAAGCAGAUACACCUUAAUCAAAAAAUCCUCUUAUGACUACCAGUAAUUACAGCUCUUAACAGAAAUAGUUACUAACUGAUUCUUCAUUAGUUUAAAUUGGAAGCGAUUUUUGCAGUAACUAUAAAAACUAUCAAAAUUCAGGCAAUUCUAAUUCAGGAUACAAGCAAAAAUAAAAUCAGUUGCAAAUGCAAAAUGUUUAAGCCAAUGAAGAAAAUUGGAUUCAUAAACAAAAAUAAUUAAAUCAAAUAAUAAAACAGAUAUGUGAUCCAAGCCAGAAUAUAAAUGAAAUCAACAAUGAGCACUUAUAAAAUUUGAAUAUUCCUCCUCUUACUUAUGUUUCUGCAUCAAAAGCUUAUAUAUCUUAAAAGAAGAAAAGCACAAAUCAAGAGUAGCCUCAAAAUAAGGAAUAAUUAAAAAUAAAUAGAGCAGGAUCGUUAGAAUACAAAAAUUAUUAAAACAAACCAUCAUCACAGGGUUAGCAAUAAACACUAAUUAGUAACUUCUAAGAAAUAUCUAAAAAAAAUAGCUAUAAUAGAUUAGAUUUACCUUAAACCUAAAAUCAAAAAAACAAAUCAAAAGCCAAUACACCAAGCUAAUCGAAAAAUUCAAACUUAAAUAAUAGCUCAUUAAAUACAACCCAAUAAAGAAGACUAUCUGUUUAUGAUUUAAAUAUCGUCAAAAGCAAGUAAAAUCAAACAAAUAAUGAUUAAUAGUAAACAUAAUAUUUUUCAGUUAAUAAUAAUCACUUAAAUUGCAUCUUACCUUAAAGGACUGAUAGUAAAGGCAAUACUUAUUCUUAAAUUCCUAAUUUUGAAAGAGGUGAGUCAUCAAGCAGUGCAAAAAAGAGCUCUAAAAAAAAUACUGACAAUCAUAAUUCUGCUAGUUCAUAAUCUCCUAGCUAAUCUAAAUAACCAUAGGCAGAUAAUUAACAAUCUAACAAUCAAUUAGCUUCUUAAAAUAUAGAUAGGAAAUUAUAAAACGUAGGUAGUUCUAGCACUAAUUAUUCUUUAAAUAGCAAUGGUGCAGUAGCACAAAAUAAUUUUUAUUCUUAAGGAAAUUAAAAUUCAAUAAUGAGCUCUUAAAAUAAUUCAAGUAAUAACCAAAAUUCAUAAGCAAAUAGCUAGUAAAAUCCUCCCUACAUAAGCUAAACUACUUCAUAUUACUCUACUUAAAAUAAUAAUAACAGAGAAAUUUAAUCAUUUAUUAUGAAUGAAAAAAUGGUAAAUAAUGAGUACAAACAAAAAUUAAAUUAGGAGGAAGAGAUGAAUUCAUUAAAACAAAAAAUUGGAAACUUAGAGAAAUAAAAUGAUGAUUUAAGAGAUAACUGCUAAUCAUUAGAAAAGGAAAACCAAUAACUUCGUAGGAUACUAUCAGAAUAAGAACAAGUCAUGUCUAAAAUGAAAAAUUUAUAUUCUUCUCUUGGAAAUGAUGAUUCAAAUUAUAAGUCAAACCACCCAAAUGAUCAAGACUACAACUCAAAUUAGAUUACUUAAUAAAAUGAUAACCUACAUACCAAAGAAAACUAUGCAAAAUAUGAAUUUGAAAAUAACUAGCUAAGACUUAAGAACUAAGAAUUUUCGAUAAGGAUCAAAGUUCUUUAAGAAAACAUCCGUGAAUUAGAAUACAAAAGCAAGGAUUAUUAAUCGGAUAUUGGCAACUUGAUUGAAGUAAAAAAAUAGCUGGAAUUGGAUUUGCUACAAGCUAAAAAUGACGCAGAAUAAAAGUAACAAAUAAUCAAUUCAAUUAUGAAAUAAAGAGGUUAAGAAGAAAUAUUGAAUUAAUAAAAUGAUUAAACUGAAGAAAAUGUUAAAAGAACAAAGUUACAAUUAAAUACAUCACCUGAUAAUUUUAUUAUACAAUCAACUCAAAAAAACAAUUCUAUUGAAAAUUAUUAACUGAUAAAAUCAAUUCCUGCUGAAUCAGCAGUAACAGUUACUCCUUUAGUAAAUGAAUUUGAUACGAAAAAAAUGGAUUAAGAAAAUCAAUCUCUACUUUAUAAAAUUGAAGAUCUCGAAUGCUAGUUACAUUAGGUUUAUAAAAGUUUGAAUAGUUCACCCUCAAAGUCUAUGUAGAAUCUUGAUUUAUAUCCUGAUAAUAGACUGCUUUUUUUAGGAGCUUCUUCUGAAUAAUUAAUACUGGGAAACACAGAGAGCCAAUUGAAUGGAUAACUUUAUACUUUUGAAUAAGUUAAAUAGCUUAUAUUGUAAGUAGAAAACCUUAAAAAUACUUUAAAAGAUUAAUAAAACUAGCUAGUUUUGUGGUAAGAGCGUUAUAAUAAUUUAGAAAUAGUUCACCAAUCACUUCUUUCAGAGAAGGCAUCCAACUAUUUAGAACAUAUUUAGAUAAAUCCUGAUUAAAGUAGUAAAGAAUAACUAAAAGAAUAGGUUCAGAGUUUGCUUAGACAAAUUGAUGAUAUGAAUCUUAUCACUAAAAACUAAGAGAAUGAAAUAACAUUUUUGAAAAUGACUGUCUAGUAGAAAAAUAUAGAAAUUUAAGAUUAAUAAAUCAAGUUAGAAUCCAAAGAGGCAACAUAUUAAAUGAUUAAAAAAAGAAUGCAGGAUUUAGAAGAAUAAAACAUCUAAGCAUAUAGUUAAAAGGGUUAACUAAAGGUCUAAGUUAAAUAAUUAUAAGAGCUAUUUGAUAACCAAAAGACAGAGUUAAAUAAUGUCUAUCAACUACUAAAGACCAGAAGUUUGGAUUUAGAAAGCUGUCAAAAAUAGAUUGACGAGCAAUAAAACUAAAAUAGGAAAUAAUAAAUUUCUCUUUAGAUUUACCAAAAAGAAAUGGAUGAUCUUGUUACUAAAAAUAAUAAAUUAUAAAACUAGAUUUAUGAAUUGAUAAAUUAAAAUGCAUAGAAUAAUACUCAAAACUUUUUAUUAAACCAACAAAAAGAAUUAAGUCAAAAUUUGUUACAAAAGCUGAAUUCAUAACUUAAAACAAGUAACAAUGAGUCUAAUUUGAAUAGUAACGUCUAAUAAAAUAAUUAUAUGUCUAAUACAGGAUAUUAAUUUAAUUUUCCUGUAGUUAAUUCGUAUGAAUACCCUAUUCAGUAAAAUUAAAAUUCAUAUUAGCCAAUUUAAGUUCGAAAUUCAUUUGAAAAUCCAACUUUUGGAAAUCUGAAUAGUUUAAAUACUGCGAAAAAUUUAACUUCUGAAAAUCAGCUAUCUAGAGAAACCUCUAUUCCUUAAAAUUAGCUCUCAUCCUAAAAUUAGAAUGUUUGCAAUCAACAAUAAGAAUGUUCUUAAAUACCUCCUAUAUAGUUUAGCAGUUAAAUCACAAAUAAUUAGAAUAACAGAAUAUCCAAUUUUAGUGAUUUUGAACUAACAAAGUCAAAAAUAGAUGAAAACUUUAAUACUUAAGUAAGUAAUACGAUCGAGAAAUCAGUAUAUAUUUCUCAAUGA